AACGCACACACGGUGAGGGGCUUCAUUCUCAACCCAAAGAUUCAGGCUAACGCAUCCACCCCAUUUUAGAGUCAAGGAAAAGGGGAAGGUAGCAGGGCACCAGACUCCCCACAGUGUCCAUGUUUCUUCUGUCAUGUCUAUGCGUAUCUGAGCGUACUAUCCACCGCAACCAACCAGCAAAUCAAGGCCGGAACUAGGAUCUAUCUAUUUACCACAGGACUGUCAGGAACGGUUUUAGACGUAAAGGUUUGUCCUAUUCGUCAUCAUGUUCUGAGAAAAAUCAUCUCAUCAUUCCAGGUUUUGAAAAUCCAACUCAAACUGAAAAACAUUUCCACGUUGAUGAACCAAGCGUCGGUCAUGUUCUGCACCUGACCAGCAGUAGCCUCUAUUCUCGGCACGGACUGUUACCACGACGGCAACUUUUAGAAGAAGUUAAACCCUCUCAUUGACUGAGUGGAGGGAAAAGCGAAAUCUUUAAUCGAAUAAAGUUUUUCCGUUUCUUCCCAUUUUUAUCUGCAUUACAAAGGCGAAACGGCGACUUCCAUUGAUUACCCGUCUUUCCUUUGCUAUCCGAUGGAUAUUCACUGCAAAGUAGACCCGUUCUCAGCGAUGCACCUCUCCCAUAUAGGGCACGGCGGUGUGAACCAGCUAGGCGGGGUGUUUGUCAACGGCAGACCCCUACCUGACGUGGUGAGGACAAGAAUCGUAGAACUCGCGCACCAAGGAGUGAGACCCUGUGACAUUUCGAGACAACUACGGGUCAGCCACGGCUGUGUCAGCAAAAUACUGGGCAGAUACUACGAGACCGGAAGUAUAAAGCCAGGAGUUAUUGGUGGGUCCAAACCGAAAGUGGCGACUCCAAAGGUUGUGGAUAAAAUAGCGGACUACAAGCGUCAGAAUCCGACCAUGUUCGCGUGGGAAAUCAGAGACAGACUGUUAGCUGAGGGCGUCUGUGACAACGACACGGUUCCAAGCGUCUCGUCCAUUAACAGGAUAAUACGAACAAAAGUCCAGCAGCCUUUCCACCCGUCUCCAGAUGGAACAUCCCUGUCUGCCCCGGGCCACACCAUGGUACCGAGCCAGGCCUCUCCACCUAUAACAAGCCCUUCCAACGACCCCGUGGGGUCCUACUCCAUCAACGGCAUCCUGGGUAUUCCCCGGUCAAAUGGCGAGAAGAGGAAACGAGAUGAAGAUGGUUCAGAUGGGUCUGGCCCAAACACUGAUUCUCAGGUUAGUGUGGACAGUUUACGGAAGCACCUGCGGGCCGAUGCUUUCACUCAGCAGCAGCUGGAAGCUUUGGACCGGGUCUUUGAGCGCCCGUCGUACCCCGACGUCUUCCCGACCUCGGAGCACAUCAAACCAGAACAGGCUAACGAGUACUCCCACUCCCACUCCCUGUCCUCCCUGAAUCCUGGUCUGGACGGCGAGGUCAAACCCAGCCUGUCCUCCAGCAGUAACCAGAACCUGGGCCCCAGUGUCUCUGUGACGCAGAGCUACUCUGUAGGUAAGACACAGAGCCAAACACUGGUCCUGUCUGUGUGGAUCAGUUGGUAGAGCAUGAUGCUUGCA
Oncorhynchus kisutch (coho salmon) is the source of this 1569-nucleotide messenger RNA. Its product is annotated as paired box protein Pax-2-B-like. The transcript has 7 exons. NCBI's taxonomy places the organism in Eukaryota, Metazoa, Chordata, Actinopteri, Salmoniformes, Salmonidae. Gene Ontology annotation, biological process: anatomical structure development; regulation of transcription by RNA polymerase II. The record is from RefSeq and is a predicted model, not a curated record. Bases 574 to 1554 code for a protein of 326 amino acids. Gene Ontology annotation, molecular function: RNA polymerase II cis-regulatory region sequence-specific DNA binding; DNA-binding transcription factor activity, RNA polymerase II-specific.